Molecule: messenger RNA, 630 nt
Organism: Filobasidium floriforme
Lineage: Eukaryota; Fungi; Basidiomycota; Tremellomycetes; Filobasidiales; Filobasidiaceae
Exons: 2
Coding region: 1-630 (209 amino acids)
Source: RefSeq, a predicted model, not a curated record
AUGAGUACUCUCCCGACCCCUCCGGCCACCCCCCAACUACGCGCUACCACGCCGGGUGCGACACCAUCGCUAUCCAGUACUACCACUACUCCUCCUGCCACACCUCCUCACUCUCCCGUCUCUCAAUUGACUCCAGCGUCCACCAACACAUCCUUGGCGAGCAAUACCACGCAGGCUACGAACGCUCCUCCAGGAACCACCUCCACAGCCGCCGCAACGGAGAAAAGCAAGUCCCCGAGCGUGUUCAGCUCGAUAGCUAGUUCGAUCUUCAGUACGGUCAGCUCUAUCCUCACUUACCUCGGGAAGAAGAAGGAGGAAAUCAAAGAGAAGAUGAAGAGCGUCUUCGGCUUUUUCUACAUGCGAAAACCGGACCCGAUAAAUCCAGAGGCGGCAGAAGCUGCAACAGAGAAGCUAAAGUUGGAAAAACAGGUUGCAAUAGGAUUCGAGCUAGAGGCAAAGCAACAAGGGGAUCUAUUGAACGACAAGAUCGCCGAACAACAGAAGGCGGCACGGUUUCAGCAACUCCUCGAUCGCAUGAAACAGUAUCUUCCCAAAUACUACAAGGAGCAAGUCGAUACAGAAUUUGAACUGAUAAAGAAAGAACAUGAACUCAGGAGGAAUCCUGUCUGA